Molecule: messenger RNA, 1310 nt
Organism: Zea mays
Lineage: Eukaryota; Viridiplantae; Streptophyta; Magnoliopsida; Poales; Poaceae
Product: autophagy-related protein 101
Exons: 8
Coding region: 351-920 (189 amino acids)
Biological process (GO): autophagosome assembly; autophagy
Cellular component (GO): phagophore assembly site; Atg1/ULK1 kinase complex
Molecular function (GO): protein kinase binding
Source: RefSeq, a predicted model, not a curated record
GAUUGGUUGGUCUUCGAGUCGGCUUGGACUCUUCUCUUCCUCGCCAACUCCUCCGUGGCGCCGCCGUCUUGCCUGCAGCUUUUUGAGCCUUCGUCAUAUCCACCCUUCUCUCUGUCUCGGCAUCUGUUUGAGCAGUACAAACCCUAUUUUUGGAAUUUUAUAGCAUUGUUUCGUGAUCAGUCAGUUAUAUUUAACAUAUGAUCUAAUUAUCCCAAGCACGCUUCCUCGACUUCCUAUCUCGACUCUCCCAAGUCACAACCCUCGACCUCCCCCCUACUCCAACUACUGGAAGCGCCGAUCCAUCAGGUUCUGAUCGAUUCUUCUGCCCCGAUCCGCAGCGGCAAGCGGAGAUGAACUGCGAGACCUGUCAGCUGAAAGAACUGGAGCUGGAACUGACGGAGAUCAGGGAUGUUCUGCGCUGUAUUUUGCACACCAUAUUCUUCCAUAGAACCCUCAGCCUGGUUCGCCCCAAAGAUGUUGACUGUGAUUUCCUCGAUAUUACUUAUGUACAAUGUGGUCUACCGGAACUAGAAAAGGAAGUUGACGAAAAGAUAGACCAGUUCAGUGCAUGGGUGGAGAAACACCCAAACCGCAGAAGCCAGAUCUGCCUCUCCUUUUUCGACGAGAAACACAGACACCCUGGUUGGUUUGUCAACAAAACAGAGCGCAUCUAUUGGGAGCAAUGGUUCAUCAAUUUGCAAGUCAUGUUCCCCAAAAGAUACAGCAAGUCAAACAGCUCCAAAGGGCUGACAAACAUCCAAGCAAAUGCCGUGGAGGAGACCAGCACAAGGCGUGCUGCAUUGGAGGCGUCGAUUAACGAAGUGCUGUUCCAGAUCAUAAAGUUCGCCAACGAGAAAAAGGACCACAUUCCUGCUAUCCCUGACAGGAUUUUCAAUCACGAGAUCAUGAUCCCAAGGUGACCCCUUUUCCUUGGACGUGUUGACAGCUCGGAUUCUGUAUUUGGAUGGAACACGGACGUCAUUCGCAGAGUUCUGAAUAGCGGGCACCCAUACUCGCUUUAACUGAAGACGACAUCUCAGUGGGCGCCCGUAUUCAGUUUAUUAGCGUGCUGCCGCCCUGUUUGGAAGACGGCUCUGUUAACCAUCGUGGUGAACCAUAUAAUAUGCCUAAGGAAAAACCUAGUUCUGUGUACAUCACCCUGCUCAUCUGGCAUGUACAUACUGUGUUGGGAUCUUGCUCAUCGGUCAAACAUUCUUAAGUUCGAUUAAGUUUAUAAAUAACAAUAUUAUGAUUCUAAAUAAGUUUAUCAUGUAAAAGUAUUUUUCAUGAUUGAUACUUAUUGCGAAGCA